Molecule: messenger RNA, 7434 nt
Organism: Lethenteron reissneri (Far Eastern brook lamprey)
Lineage: Eukaryota; Metazoa; Chordata; Hyperoartia; Petromyzontiformes; Petromyzontidae
Gene: DSEL
Product: dermatan sulfate epimerase like
Molecular function (GO): chondroitin-glucuronate 5-epimerase activity; sulfotransferase activity
Source: RefSeq, a predicted model, not a curated record
GGGGGGAUAGACUGGGAGACAGAGCGAGACAGAGAAGGGGAGGAGAGUGUGUGUGUGAGAGAGAGAGAACUUUAAAAAAAAGUUGCAGUUUCUUUGGGUAGGAUUAAAUAUUUUUUUUUUUCUCCCAGACUGGGAUUGUGACUUAGUGGAAAGGCACAUGCUAGGCAGAACCGGCUACACGGACUCGAGAUGGCUGUGUGCCUGGGCUCCCUGACGGGGCAGCUCGGCUUGGCGUUGAUCCUGUGCUGCUGCUGCUGCUGCUUCAUCUCGACAGCCGAGGGGCGGCUCCCACACCCGCUGCUCUACUUCGACCCGGGCGACGCGCGCGUGCUGCAGCAGCAGGCGCACACCACGCACGCCCACCUCGCUAAGGUGAUCCGCAACUCGGUCAAGAGCAUGAUGUCCAAGGCCGCCUUCUACCUGCCGCCGGUCGAGCACGAGGCGUUUGCGGCACGCUGGAACGAGAUCUACGGCAACAACCUGGGCGCCCUCGCCAUCUACUGCGUCCUCUUCCCGGGCGACGAGACGGCGCUCAAGUUCACGCUGGAGUACAUGGACCGCAUGUGCAGCUACCCGCGCUGGCAGGUGCGCGACGCGCCGCAGGACGAGGUGCCCGUCGCGCACUCGCUCGUCGGCUUCGCCACCGCCUUCGACUUCCUGUACCCGCACAUGGACCCACGGCGGAGGGCCGCGCACCUCGCCAAAAUCCGCGCCGUCACCGAGGAGAUGUACGAGCUGUCCAAGUUCCGCGCGUGGGGCAAGCACUACCUGCACAACCACGAGGUGACCAACGUGAUGGCGAUGCUCACGGGCGCCCUGGUCGUGGAGGCGCACGACCGGGCGGCGGCGGCGCCCUGGCGGCAAGCGGCCACGGAGCUCAUGGAGAGGACCUUGUUCCUGCUGGACCACGUGGUGGACGGCUCUCUGGACGAAGGGGUCGCCUACGGCAGCUACACGUCCCGCUCGGUGACGCAGUACAUCUUCCUGGCACUGAGGCACUUUGGCAUUAACCACACCAACAGCACGUGGCUGCGCGAGCACUUCUGGUUCUACUACGCCACGUCGCUGCCCGGCUACCAGCGGACGGUAGGCAUCGCCGACUCCAACUACAACUGGUUCUACGGGCCGGAGAGCCAGCUGGUGUUCCUCGACAGGUACGUGCUGCGUAACGGGAGCGGCAACUGGCUCGCGCAGCAGAUCCGGCGGAGCAGGCCCCGGGACGGCCCCAUGGAGCACUCGACGUCGCAGCGCUGGUGCACGCUUCACACCGAGUACCUGUGGUACGACGCGCAGCUGGUGCCCAGGCCGCCCGCCGACCACGCCGCGCCCAGGAUGCACGUCUUCUCCAACUGGGGAGUGGUGACGUACGGCGGCGGGCUGCCCAGAGCGCCCGGCAACACGUUCGUGUCUUUCAAGUCGGGAAAGCUGGGCGGGCGCGCAGUGUUCGACAUCGUGCACAGCGGCGCCUACCCGUGGAUCAACGGCUGGAAGAACUUCAACCCCGGGCACGAGCACCCCGACCAGAACUCGUUCACCUUCGCGCCCAACGGCCAGGCGUUCGUGGCCGAGGCGCUGUACGGCCCCAAGCACACGUAUCUCAACAACGCGCUGGUGUUCGGGCCGUCGCCCACUAGCCAGUGCAACCAGCCCUGGGAGGGCCAGCUGGGCGAGUGCUUUCAGUGGCUCAAGUGGACGGGCGAGGGUGUGGGCGACACGGCGGGAGAGGUGGUCACGGCGUCGCAGCACGGCGAGCUGAUGUUCACCAGCGGCGAGGCCGCGUCGGCCUACUCGGCCUCCAUGGGUCUCAAGAGCGUCUACAGGAGCCUGCUGCUGCUCAACUCGCAGACGCUGCUGGUGGUCGACCACAUCGAGCGCUCGGAGGCCUCGCCCAUCAGCCAGGCGAGCGCCUUCUUCCACAACAUGGAGCUGGACUUCAAGUACGUGCUGCAGAGGGUCAGGGACAGGUACAACGGCGCCGUGAUGGACGUGUGGGACGCAAAGUAUGAGAUGUUUUGGUUCGACAGCCAGGGGAAUAGUCCCCGCGCCGCCCUGCAGGACAUGGAGCAGGCGGCGGAGUUCAAGAAACGCUGGACGCAGUUCGUGAACGUGACGUUCGCGCUGAGAGGACCGGCGACGGCGACGCGCGUGGCGUACGUGUUCCACGGGCCGUUCGUCACGCUCGGCGACUGCCGCUUCGUGGACGAGCACAGGAACGGCGUGCGCCUGCACCUGGAGGUCAACGGCACGUCGCAGCUCGUGUCGAUCGCGACGCGGUACCAGGACCCGGCCGCACGCCUCGCCUACCUGGGCUUCGCGGGGUACGCCAAGCUGGAGAACGAGCGGCAGAUAACGCGCUUCGGCCUGAGCCAGGUGGUGCUGCGUGAGCAGGGGGGCGAGAGCGACCUGGCGUACCUGAUGGGCGUCACGGUGAGCUUCGCCGUCGGCAUCACGCUCGGCACAGCGCUGGUGCUCGUGGCCGUGCGCUGGAAGUUCUACAUCUCCUUUAACCGGCUCGUGCGGCUGGCGAUGCUCGGCGUGGUCCUGCUGUGGGUCGUCGAGCUGCUGGUGGUGUGGCGGGCCUGCGUGCACCCCUUAUGCGGCCUCGGCUGGGAGCGCCGUCGCCCGCCGAUCGCGACGGGGAACUACGGCGACGGCCAGCAGCCCCUGCCGGAGCCCGACCUCCACUCGGUCCUGCCCACCGUCGUGGUCGCAUCGUUGCCGGCGUCCGGCGCCGAGAUCCUCAAAGAGCUGUUCGCCGGCACCACGGACUUUGCGUAUAUCGCGGCGCCCACGCGCCUGGUGAGGCUGCCCGACACGGAGUUCGAGGUGGACCCGUUUGUGGACGCGUGCGAGUGGACGUACGCGGACAUGCGCUCGGGGCGCUUCCCCACGCUGCAGGGCUGGUUCCAGUCCCUGCUCAGGAACCCGCGGCUUCACCUGCAGAAUAUGCCCCUGCAUGGGCUGCUGCCAAAGAGGCGGGUGUUAUCACAUGAGAGUGGCGUGUCGUUAGGUGGUACGGCUCUGCCGGGAGAUAAACCACUUCCGCGCAACAAAACUAACGGGCAAGGGGCACCAGGCGGGAGUAUUGAUUUGAUUGAGAGGCUCGCGCGAGAUGCGCUUCCCACUGAAUCCCUGAGAUCGAGAAAGUUGCUGCAUAAAAAACAGCCCAGCAAAACUCUGCGGCGAGCAAAAGCCAAGCAGGAGCCAGAGCCCCUCCUCCAAAAGAGGGUCCUCUCGGAUGAAGAGAGCGAAGCGGAAUACAUCCGGGGCCUACGAGCUCACCUGCUGGCCUACCCCAACACGCGCAUCGCCCUGCACCUGACGAGCGGCAGUUGGAACCUGAAGCUGCCCUUCCUGCGGGGCCUCGUGGGCUCGUCCCUGCGAGCGCUGUACGUGGUGCGCGAUCCGCGCGCCUGGGUCCACUCCAUGCUGUACGGCAGCAAGCCGAGCCACUACGCCGAGCUGGACGUUGCCGCUCGGCUCGAGCGCCUCUUCCAGGCCGCCGGCGCCGGGCGCGCGCCGAGGCGCGAGCGCUGCGGCCUGGGGUCUGGCUACGCGUUCGAAUUCGAGCCGCUGCGCCGGCUGGUGUCGGACGCGGAUGCCACGCCGGUGGCGCUGCUCGCGCACGUCUGGCUCGCCAGCACGGCGGCGGCGCUGCGCGUCAACCGCCAGCUGCCGGAGACGAACUGCGCGGUGGUGCGAUUCGAGGAGCUGGUGCAGCAGCCGCAGGCGGCCUCGGAGAGGAUAUACGCGUUCCUGGGACUGCCUGCGCCGCCCGCCGCGAUCAACCGCAUCCUGAUGGCCACACGCAGCCAGGUGUUUCGCCUGCCUAAUGAGGGCCUGCUUUCGGCCAGCGCGGUGAGCGCGUGGAAGGCGAAGAUGCCGCGCAGAGACAUCCGUGAGAUUGAGGACAUCUGCGCGUCGAUGAUGACGCAGCUGGGAUACUCGAAAUUCAUGGAGUGAAAGAGUCGUGGGGGGGUUGAGUUUUUUUUUGUUGGCCCCUGCGUGAGUGACUCGUAAUUUAGUGGAAGAUUUGUUGUUUUCUUCUAAAUUGAGGUGUUGUCAACGAAAUCGAUAUUUACAACAAAGAAUUUGUUUUGGAUUGUUUUGGCCAAGGGACAAUUGAGUUACCGAUGUGGUGGAUUUGAAAUUGAGGGGUUAAAUGAGGCCCGUUCGUUUUUAAGUUGUUAUAUGCAAUAUUUUGAUUGUAAAGUAUUUGUUUCACAGCGUUGUAUAAAUACUCUAUUUAUAUUGACCGAGAAAAGCACUAAAGCACAAAAAAAGAUCUGCAACUGAACAAAUAGCACGUUCAUAUUUUUAGGAAGGAAAUAUUAUAUUCAAUACAACAGCUUGGUUGUAAAAUACUGAACCGCAUUUGAUGAUUUUCUUAUGGUUUUGAUCGUUAAGUGUGAGGAUCAGUUGUAACUGGAGUGUAACUGCUCUCUGAGCCUCCUGGUAGGGACACCAAUGUUUUAUAGUGAAUCCUUGUUGGCGUUACAGUCUGUGGAAAAUUGUAUUUAAGAAAAAGUAUGAAUCACCUAACUGCAGACAUCACUUUUUUUUUUAAGUGGCUCAGUAUUCUACAUUUUCAGUCUUCAGUAGAUGACUGGCUUUUAAAAUCCUUAAUUGCAUGUUUUUUUAAAUAUAUAAAGAGUUAACAGAGGAAGCAUUACAAGCAGAUACAUUGACAAGUGACAAUCUGUAUAUAUUGGAGUGGGGGUUACCUUACUCGUUUAAAUGACUAUACGAAGACAAUACGGAUGAUAACUCUCACGGAGUUACUUAUGAAUUAAAUGCCAGAUUACAUUAAUCCUCAACAAAUUACAAUCAUAGGGCGAGGCCAAUAUUUGAAAAAAUUGACAUGUUAAACCAACUGUGAAUGGCAAUGAAGAGUUGGGCUACGCAUUAGCAAGGGAACGUGGGAUCGGUGCAGGCAUCACUCCGUUUCCACGCGAAAGCACUUUUAAUCAAAGAGGUUUAGCUCGGAGAGCUUCGAAGAGGUGGGUGGGAGUGGGGGGGGGGGGGCACUGUCACAAAAACCCAUGGAUCUUAGAGGCUCAGAGCAAAUUCGCAAUCAUGCCUAUCAGCUACCAACGCAGUUCCCAUGUCACUUUCGCCAGCACAUCAUGGCCGAAGCAGGUAUACAACAUGUAAUGACAAAAGUGACGGUUUUUUGGGGUUAUAUAAUAAUUCAUAAUUCAUUAUUAUAUACAAAUAGAAUAUACACAGUAACUGUGAUUAAAAAGAGGCCCCGACAAGGGAUCGUGGAAUUUAAAGACCGAUAACGAUUCAUGCCACCGGCGACAAAAUCAUUCUCUUAGGUUUUUUCGGUAAAGUCACGUAGGUAAAAAAAAUGAUAAUAAAAAAAUAUCGAAUGAAAAUAACUACAUUCAUUUAUUAUUAUUUUAAUAUUUUUUUUUACCUACGUGACUUUACCUAAAAAACCUAAGAGUAUGAAUCCUUGCAGUCACGAAAGCUUCAAAUCGACAAAAUCAUUGUCAAAUCGAUUUAGGCCGCUGUGAGCGGAACCACGUGAACGAUAUGGAAGAGGGGAAAAAACUCGCGUUACGCUGUGCUGAUGAUCCCAAACAAGGUAGAAGCCAGUACAACGCAACGGUCUGAAUAUCGGCUUUUGGUUAGGCCAGAUUAACUCAAGAGACCACAGACCGAUACUGUGUGUGAUUGACGUCCGACGCUUACAGAGGCCCUAAAUAUUUGUCCUUCAAAACAAGAAAAAUCACAUCUAAUCUCACUGACGCCUUGAGACUCUUUGCCACAGCUUUCUACACAGACAACCACACAUAUUCAUACGCGCAAAUAAAUAAUGUAUAUUUGUGCGACGCUAACAUUUGUAAGGUGGCUGGAGAGGGUUCCAUCAGUGUUGUGCUGCUGGGUUCUGCGCGUGAUAUAAGCAACCCGCUGACGAGCACGGCUCUUGUCAGCAGCGAAUGACCUCACCUGCCUUGCACAGCUUCACAUUGCCGCCUUCUCCAUCCCGUUUCACAAAAUAUUCAAGGGUAUGGGGGGGUUGUAAUGGGGCGUCAGACAGCUGCCCUCCCCCCGUCGCUCGAUCACCCGUGGCGUAGCCUGCCGCUGUUAAGAGCCUUCCGCAACCGACGAGAUGAGGCGCCGGCGAAGCGACCUUGGUGUUGGUUUCGUGGAAGACAAAUUUUUCACGGACGGGGGGGGAGGGGGUAUUCAUAUUCUUAGGUUUUUUCGGUAAAGUCACGUAGGUAAAAAUUUUAGAAUUAAUAAAAGUAAAAUAAAAAUAAAAUAAAAGUCACGACGUUUCGGAGGCAACACAAGCUUCCGUCUUCAGGUGGAACAGUCACAGCACGAUAGCUGUAUCAAGUGAGAGAAAUUCCAAGAAAACUGUAUUUUUAUAUAUACUGGUUGAAAGUGGGAGGAGCCAAGUGGAGGGGGGGGUGUUCAUUAUUGGGUCUUUCCCCCUUUUCAAAGAAACUCUCCGGCGACUUUGUUUUUUUUUACUAAUUUUGACCAGGGGUUAGCAGCUUGUGGGCUCACAAAAACUGUGACACUGAGACAAGUGUGUAGUGCGGGAAAGAGACGCGAACUGAAGUGGUCAAUAAUAACAUAUUCUUAGGUUUUUUCGCUAAAGUCACGUAGGUAAAAAAUAAAAAUUAAUAAAAGUAAAAUAAAAAUAUUAUUCAGGGCCUACCUUGGCCCCUCCCACCCUCAACCAGUAUAUAUACAAAUACUGUGUUCUUGGAAUUUCUCAUUUACUUGAUGCAGCAAUCGUGCUGUGACGGUUCCACCUGAAGACGGAAGCUUGUGUUGCCUCCGAAACGUCGUGAUUUUUAUUUUAUUUAACUUUUAUUAAUUAAAUUUUUUACCUACGUGACUUUACCGAAAAAACCUAAGAAUAUUAAUCCUUGCAGUCACGAAAGCUUAAAAUCUGGAAUAAAUCGGGCGUGGGCCACGCGCGGACUCACCGCUCUCACCUCUUGCUGUGCGGCCCGGUUCCUAACAGUCCCGGCUCGUGACCCCGGGGGUCGUUGACCUCUGGAGUUAGCGCCGGAGGUCGUCGGGCAAUCUCGCACCCUCGGCUGCGCCGGGUCGCGACCGCACGCUGCCCUCCCCGUGGUGGCCGCGGUUUCUGUCGGUUUUUUUUGGGAGUGUAAAUGAGCCACAGCUGCGCGCAGCCUUCGUCCGUUUAUGAAAUUGUCUGAAGUAGUUUCGAGCUCUUAGACGGGGGAAGGGAAGGGGGGGGGGAACAACACAAAUCUUGCACUCUUCAUUAGAGCAGUUGGUGAUGUGGAAACGGAGAGAAGAAGGAUUUUGCAUAUCGAAGUAAAACCGCGUAUCAUUUGCUGUUUAGGUGUAUAUUUCCUUUUUCUCUCUCUCUCUCUUCGUUUGACACGAAUGUUUGAUUGGCAAUAAAUGGCUGUUUUGUGCAAUGUUUUUGGUACACGA